AAAACUUAUUGGCAGUCAGUCAAAGAUCGUUCAAAGAUUUCUGCUUCUUUCUCUCUCCAAAGCCCACUUCUUCUCUCUCGCACUUCAUGGAGAGACCAGACUCAGACAACGAAAGAAGGAGAACACUGGCGAAGAACAAAGGGGCGGUACUCCAGUGCGCACCCCGGCGCAUGUUAGCGUUGCCUGCACCGCCGCUUCCCGUUCCUCCUCAUGCGUUGAACCAGGCAAAGGUAGCAACCGUAGCCGUCGAUUUAAACGUACGGCUGAGAUCAGCCGAUAUGCCCCCUUCAAUGCAAGAGCGUGUGAUCAGACACGCUAGAGCUCUUCUCGACUCCAACUCCAACGACAAGAAGCUCAAUCCUACACACUUAGCUUUGUGCAUUAAAAAGGAAUUUGAUGCAGUGUACGGUCCGGCAUGGCACUGUAUUGUGGGGAAGAGUUUUGGGUCGUUUGUGACGCAUUCGAGGGGCGGAUUUGUAUAUUUUUCGAUGGACAAGCUUUGCUUUCUGCUGUUCAAAACAGAGGUUCGUCCAGUUGCUAAAAAGUCUCCAUUGUUGCUCCAGUCGAACACCGGUAAAGCUAAAUGUUGAAUUGUUUUUGUUUUUUAUUAACAAUGGAAGGGAUUUGAAGUGUUUAACAGAUGUUAGAAUGGAAUUCCUCUGGAAUUACAUGGAAUUUCAUCAAUUAAAUUUUUUGUCUUUGAAAU
Mangifera indica (mango) is the source of this 706-nucleotide messenger RNA. RefSeq lists its product as uncharacterized. Gene Ontology annotation, molecular function: dynein intermediate chain binding; dynein light intermediate chain binding. Bases 87 to 590 code for a protein of 167 amino acids. Lineage: Eukaryota; Viridiplantae; Streptophyta; Magnoliopsida; Sapindales; Anacardiaceae. The record is from RefSeq and is a predicted model, not a curated record. Gene Ontology annotation, biological process: microtubule-based process. The transcript is spliced from 2 exons. Gene Ontology annotation, cellular component: dynein complex.